This is a messenger RNA of Strongyloides ratti, 1941 nucleotides long. Its product is annotated as Na+/H+ exchanger family and Cation/H+ exchanger domain-containing protein. Gene Ontology annotation, cellular component: membrane. Gene Ontology annotation, molecular function: sodium:proton antiporter activity. NCBI's taxonomy places the organism in Eukaryota, Metazoa, Nematoda, Chromadorea, Rhabditida, Strongyloididae. The record is from RefSeq and is a predicted model, not a curated record. The coding region runs from base 1 to 1941 and encodes 646 amino acids. The transcript is spliced from 2 exons. Gene Ontology annotation, biological process: proton transmembrane transport; sodium ion transport; regulation of pH.
AUGUCCACAUUUAUAGGAAAAUUUUGUACAAAAAUUUUUGUUUAUGUAUUUAUACUAUUAACAACAUUUUUUAUUUAUCAAUCAGCUGCUGAGGAGAAUGGAGAAAAAGAAAAACCAACUAGAUAUAAUCUUAUUACAAUUGAUUUUGAGAUAGUAAAAAGUCCUAUGAUUAUUGUUAUGUGGCUUCUUAUUGCUUCAGUGGCAAAAAUAAUAUUUCAUUUGAUAAAAGGACUUUCAGAAAUAUUUCCUGAUUCAGCUCUUCUUAUUAUGGUUGGAUUGGCAAUAGGAGUUGUGUUAAAUAUUAUAGGUGUCUCAAAAUCAACAUUUUUUUUAGAAUCUGAAAUUUUCUUUCUUUAUGUUUUACCACCACUAGUUUUUGAUGCUGGUUAUAAUAUGCCAGCAAGAGCCUUUUUUGAUAAUAUUGGUUCAAUUUUGGCAUUUGCUUUAGUUGGAACAACAUGGAAUAUUGUUGCAAUAGCCUUAUCAUUAUGGGCAAUAUCAUUAACAGGAAUUUUUUCUGUUCAAAUGAAUCUUCUUGAACUUUUGUUAUUUGGUUCUCUUAUUGCUGAUGUAGAUCCAGUUGCUGUAAUUGUUAUUUUUGAAGAAAUGGGAGUUAAUGAGGUAUUAUUUAUUUCUGUUUUUGGAGAAAGUCUCCUUAAUGAUGGUGUUUCUGUUGUUCUUUAUAAUAUGUUUCAAGUUUUUGUUGAAAUAGGUGAUGAAAAUUUAAUACCAACAGAUUAUGUUAAUGGUGUUAUAUCAUUCUUUAUUAUUGCUCUGGGUGGUGUUGCUGUUGGAUUAAUUAUGGCAUUUAUUGCUAGUUUUAUUAUUAGAUUUACUAAACAUGUCUCUGAAUUGAAUCCUAUCUUUAUUUUUUUGGUACCAUAUCUUUCAUAUUUAAUUUCUGAGAUGCUUGGACUUUCUUCUAUUAUGGCUAUCGUUUUUUGUGGAGCACUUUUAAAGAAAUAUGUUAAAUUAAAUUUAUCAGAAAAACAAUCUGCAUCAAUAAAAUAUUUUACCAAAGUUUUGGCAUUAUCAUCAGAAAUUGUUAUUUUUAUAUUUCUUGGUAUGAGUACAAUUUCCUCUGAUCAACAUUGGGAUACAGCUUUUGUUGUUUUAACACUUAUUUUUUGCCUUAUAUAUCGUUUCAUUGGAGUUGUUGUUUUGUCAAAUUUCCUUAACAAAUAUAGAUUAAAAAAAAUUACAAAAGUUGAUCAAUUUAUUAUGUCAUUUGGUGGAUUACGUGGUGCUAUUGCUUUUGCUUUAUGUGCCUCACUUCCAGAUGAUAUUGAAGGAAAACCAUUAUUUUUAUGUACAUGUUUAUGUGUUGUAUAUUUUACAACAUUCUUUCAAGCAUUAUUAAUUAAACCUAUUGCUGGAUUUUUACAAGUUGAAAGAAAAAUUAAAGGAGAAAAAAAUAUGAUUGAACAUAUUUAUGAGAAUGUUAUUGAAAAUACAAUGUUAGGAUUAGAAGAAAUUACCGGACAUCGAUCACAUUAUUAUUUAAGAGAAGCAUUUGAAAAUUUUCAUCAAAAAUUUUUAUCCAAACUUUUGGUUUCUAAGGCAAAUUUAAGAGAAAGUAAAUCAAAACUUGUUAGAUAUUAUGAAAAAAUAUCAAAAAAUAAAAAUGAAAUAUUUUCACAGGAAUUAAAAGAAAAAUAUGUUCCACAUACUGAAAAUAGUAAUAAAAGUUAUACAAUGUCAGAGAAAGUUUUUAGUGGAUAUGAGUCAGGAUUGUAUGCUCCUAAUGGUCGUGUUAUGUCAAGAAAUACCUUAUCAAAUAUGACAGAUUUUAGUUCAGAGGAUGGUGAAAUAUCUUUAACACAAAGUAGGUACCGAUCAAGAUCAAGAAGAUUAAAAGAAAAUAUCUUACCAGAAAGUAUCAAAAAACAAUAUAAUCAAAGUCUUUCACCUAUACCUAAAAUUCAUCGAACAGAACAUUAA